UACGUGUGCCAGUGGAUUACUCUGCUCUUGGAGAGGCUGCUGAAGGAGGGGUUCAUCGUAUACCAUUGAGAACACAAGACCCCAGGCUUGUCUUUUGUGGAAGUGAACCAUGCAACAGAACUACCUAUAUCCACAAGUAUAUAUGGUGGAUGGCAAUCCGAACCCCAACCCUUAUGUGCCUGCACCAACCUGGACACUGCCCACAAUGAAGAAAAGAAGGAAGCUGGACUGGAAAUCGAUGGGCAUCAUAGUGCUGCUGAACCUGGUCCUUUUAAUCCUGGCUGGGUUGGCUCUGGGCGCAGUCUAUGUACUCGAGCUGAGGAAGGAGAUCCACGAAAUAAGACAGGGUAACAGAGAGCAGGCUGCAACCGCAGAGAAGAUUAUUGGAGCUAAGAAUAUCUCAAAGCCAGCCAAGGAUUUCAGUGUAGCUGCACACCUCACAGGAGAUUCAAUUACCGCAGGUUCCAACCCACUUAUAUGGGAUGAUAGAAGAGGUCACGCCUUCACCAGGGGCGUACUCUACAAAGACAGAGGCCUGGUUGUCAACGAAACUGGGAUUUUCUUUGUUUAUUCAAAGAUCUACUUCCGAUCGCACACGUGCGAAUCUAAGAAGGACUUAGAGCACAUUGUAUUCAAACGGACAGACCGCUAUCAUAAAGAUAUGAUUCUAAUGGAAACCAGAAAAACAAAUUAUUGUUCAGAGAUGAGAAGGGAAUGGGCUACAAACAGUUACCAAGCAGGAAUAAUACGCCUAUCGAAAGGUGAAUCCAUUUACGUCAAUGUUUCAGAUUCCAGACUGGUUAACUUUGAUGAGACAAAAACUUUUUUUGGAUUGUAUAAACUUUAGUUUACGUUGCUAAUUUAUAUAUUCAUGAAAAGCUGAAAGAACUCUAUUCAACAAAAAAAAGAAAAUCAAAAAUACACCAAAGUCACUCAUGUCCCAAGCACCACCAAUUAAAAUCUUUAGGCUUUGAUUUUCUUUCCAAGUCCUAAGGUAUCAUUUCCCAACAGAUUUGAAACAGCUGGUUUCUUUCUCCAGAGGAUGAAACUCUUUCCUCCCUUGGCAUUGCCCCAGUGGCCCAGCCUGAGAAAGAGUAAUUGCCCUGUGGGGCAAAAGCAAGAGGAAGGGAUACAGAGUGAAAAAGGGGUGGCACUUGUAAAGUGAUGCACUGCAAUGCCAAACCACUUCCAGUCAAUUAUUGCCUGCGCACAUUUCAACUUCAGUGAAUAGAUUGCGAUAAGUAACAAUAAGAACGGACUGGAUAUGUUUUAAAUGACAUCCUUGCACAUUAUUCAAAAAUAAGAUGAAAAUUUGCGUGCAACAAAUGAAACUGUGCGAACACCAGAAAGGAUCACUCGAUGAUUUGCUGACAAAUAGAAUUGUAACAGAGAUUCAUGAUAAACCUCUAGGCCCUACUAAUGACUAAAUCAUAUCCAAAACCUGCUUAAAUUAGGUUUGAGUGCAAAAUGAAUUGUCUGUAUUAUGCAGUGCAAAAUUUAUCCCAGUGAAAUGUAGAAAGGCUUUGCCUGAGAAAUGUACCAUUGUGCAUGGAUUUUAUUAUGUAGGCUUGUUCCAUUACGGAUUGUUCGAUGUGAAAAAGUGCCUGUGGCAGCAAAGCAUGUCCUAGUGGACAGACUCUUUGAUAUUAUGUCACUUUAAAAUACAGCACACUAUGGUAAUCAAUUUAUGAAAGCAAACAUUUGUGCAAUAAUAACUUCAC
This is a messenger RNA of Chiloscyllium plagiosum (whitespotted bambooshark), 1721 nucleotides long. RefSeq names its product tumor necrosis factor ligand superfamily member 6-like. Gene Ontology annotation, biological process: positive regulation of canonical NF-kappaB signal transduction; apoptotic process; immune response. Gene Ontology annotation, cellular component: membrane. Gene Ontology annotation, molecular function: tumor necrosis factor receptor binding. Lineage: Eukaryota; Metazoa; Chordata; Chondrichthyes; Orectolobiformes; Hemiscylliidae. The record is from RefSeq and is a predicted model, not a curated record.